AUGUCCGCCUCGAUCGAAAACCUCAAGUCCUUCGACCCCUUCGCCGAAGCCGAUGAAGACACCGGAGAGAUAAAGCAGUCGAACCAGAGCAGCUACAUCCACAUCCGUAUCCAGCAGCGCAAUGGACGCAAGACCUUGACCACUGUUCAGGGACUCCCCAAGAAGUUCGAUCAGAAGAAGAUUCUCAAGGUCAUCAAGAAGGCCUUUGCUUGCAAUGGCACCAUCGUGAGCGACACCGAGAUGGGUGAAGUCAUCCAACUUCAGGGUGAUCAGAGAAAGGAUGUCCAGGAAUUCUUGUGUGACAAGAAGGAGGGCCUCGGUCUUGAUGCCAAGACCAUCAAGGUAUGUUUCUUUGCUGCUUGUCUUGUCUCGACCCUGUACUGA
This is a messenger RNA of Aureobasidium namibiae CBS 147.97, 384 nucleotides long. Its product is annotated as putative translation initiation factor SUI1. Lineage: Eukaryota; Fungi; Ascomycota; Dothideomycetes; Dothideales; Saccotheciaceae. The record is from RefSeq and is a predicted model, not a curated record. The transcript has 3 exons. Gene Ontology annotation, molecular function: RNA binding; ribosomal small subunit binding; translation initiation factor activity. Gene Ontology annotation, cellular component: eukaryotic 43S preinitiation complex. The coding region runs from base 1 to 384 and encodes 127 amino acids. Gene Ontology annotation, biological process: translational initiation.